Messenger RNA from Laccaria bicolor S238N-H82, 624 nucleotides. RefSeq lists its product as uncharacterized. The coding region runs from base 1 to 624 and encodes 207 amino acids. The transcript has 2 exons. The record is from RefSeq and is a predicted model, not a curated record. NCBI's taxonomy places the organism in Eukaryota, Fungi, Basidiomycota, Agaricomycetes, Agaricales, Hydnangiaceae.
AUGGAUUUUGCGUGCGGCCCAGGUCUCAUUUCCAGAGAACUGGCACCAUACGCAAAGUCUAUUGUUGGCGUGGACAUCAGCCCGGGGAUGGUUGAUCAGUACAACACCCGUGUUGCGAAUCAAGGGAUCCCUCGAGAAGAAAUGCGCGCAGUGUGUGCGGACCUCCAAGGCACAGCUGACGAGCUCGAUGGAGAAAAAUUUGACCUCGUCGUAGUGCGUCCCUCAACCCAAAUCCGUGCACCCACAUCUCUAACACCGUCUCAACCCCUAAUCGGCGAAUUAUCCGCGAUACAGUGCGCCUCUUCGUACCAUCACUUUGCUUCGAUAAAUGAUAUCACGCGAACUCUGGCGUUUUUCCUCAAACCCAAUGGCGUGCUGCUUGUGAUCGACCUUCUGAAAUCUGAUGAUGCCGAGACGGAAGACCUCUUUCCAGACCAUGGUCAUCACAUCGUUGCACAUAAAGGUGGUUUCAAAGAGGAUGAUCUCAGAACCGCUUUUCGGGAAGCUGGUCUAACGGCGUUCAUGUUCAACGACGCCAUGACCGUGAAAAGAAGAGGACAUGACUUGAAGCUUUUUAUUGCGAAAGGAACGAAGCCUAUUUUAACGCCAGGACAGUUUUUGUAG